ACAAGUCUCAGACCAUAAUAUUAACGCAAAGUAAAGAUUAAUAAGCGAGGGGCAAGAGAAAUAUGCUUGGACAUUGGGCUCUUCUCCCGGCUGGAAUGUCCACCGACAACCACAUCUCAACGGGCACGGCACCUCCCUCUCGCGUGUCUUGUCUCUAGGCAUUGCCUGAUGGGCCUACUGAGACCCUUAGACUAUGUUCUUCAAUCAGAUUGAUCAUGUCUUGGCCUGACCGUCCACGCCCGUGGCUGUCGACUAGCUCUUCUUGCCUGUUCAAGCUCAUUGUAUUCGUGUUGCUCCAUUCCCUCGGCCCAUUUUGUGUAUCAACUCAUCCAAUUUCACAACAGAGACAUGUCGUAUGGGAGAGGACACAGUCAGACACAAGUCCUCGGCAUAAACCCAUUCAGACUGAUGCAGACUUGCCAGUCAGUACAUAUCCAAAAAUGGCACACCCGCAAAAGCGCGGCAAUUCAAGGUUUAAUUCCCGUAGUUGUAAAGAUCAAAAUGCCACAAGGUUCGUUCAACGCCCGUCGUUUGCCGCCUCAAUUAGCAAUAGUCACGAGGCCAAAGGUUUGGUGGGUUGGUGCUUUUCGAAAGAGGCACAAACCAGAUAUGGAUGCAAAUCCAGGCGGGGACAUGACCGAAGAUACAUAACUAAGAACAAUAACACAACGCCUGUGUUUUAGCAAUAUGUGAAAUUUGUUCUCGCCUCUCGCGUAAGGCCAGAGUGAAAUAUUUCGAUUGGCGUCCAAGUAAAAGGAUUUCCAGGUGAGGG
Molecule: messenger RNA, 772 nt
Organism: Fusarium redolens
Lineage: Eukaryota; Fungi; Ascomycota; Sordariomycetes; Hypocreales; Nectriaceae
Exons: 1
Coding region: 216-683 (155 amino acids)
Source: RefSeq, a predicted model, not a curated record